AUGUUGCGGCGCCGAUUACUAGAACUCACUUACUGCAUAUCUUAUAAUGUAAAUUUUCUUCACGAUAAAGUACAUGGAGCAAAACAGUUUCGUAAAAAAUACAAGUUGCUUGAAGAACUUGGCCGAGGUGGGUUCGGCAUUGUUUAUAAAGCUGUACGUAACGAGGAUAAUGCUCCGGUUGCUGUUAAAUUUAUUGAACAUAAACGAGUGAGAGAGUGGACAGUGAAAUGUAAGCAACUAAUUCCGACGGAAAUCUGUUUGCUGGAUAUCUGCCGCAAUGUGCCGGGAGUCGUGCGAUUACUCGACUGGUUUGCCAAUUCGAAAGGGUUUUUGAUAGUAAUGGAACGACCUGAGCAGUGUAUGGAUCUAUUUGACCUGAUUUCCAUUUAUGGAUAUGUGGACGAAGAUAUUGCUCGUUCUAUUUUUUUACAACUACUAAAUACUACGUGUCUUUUGUACAACACACAUGGUAUAUUUCACAGGGAUAUUAAGGACGAAAAUAUCAUAAUUAAUAUGGAUACAGGCGAAGCUACGCUCGUAGACUUUGGAGCAGCAGCACUCAUUUCCGAAGCUUGCAUUAAGGAGUUUCAAGGUACACGUUCAUACUGUCCCCCUGAAUGGUUCAAACGUCUGGCUUAUAUGCCAUUAGAGGCUACGGUAUGGUCACUGGGAAUAGUACUGUAUGUGAUGGUUUCAGGGCGUUUACCAUUCCAAAAUGAAAUACAGAUAUGCUUAGGCAGAUUGAUUAUUCCAAAACAUAUCUCAAAAGAUUGCGAGCAUUUGCUUCGUCAAUGUCUUGCAGUAACGCCAUCAAGACGACCGAAUUUGAUGGCAAUUUGCAGUCAUCGAUGGUUGAAUCAACCUGUUGUUGAACAUACUGAUUCUUUUAAAACAGUCCUUCAACGGAAUCUUCAAAAGCGACGUCAAGAUAGAUUGUCUAGAUGCAAAGAAAGUGCUGAAAAUGCAAUUAAAAAUAACGAUGGCAACAAGUUGGAAGCAAAAGAUUAUCCGUCAACCAGAAUCAAAAGAUCCAGCAGCGAUAUUCUCAAUGAUGCCCGUUCCAUAACGCCACUUCUACCUCACAUAAACAAUGUAUGGAAUUCAGAACUGCUAAAGAAGCAUCGCCGUCAUUCGAGCUAUGAUAAUAUCGUGAUGAGUAUACGUACUGAUAUGUUCGCUUUACGCGAUUGUUACGAUACCGAUAAUAAUGUGUUGAUCAGUCCUAGUUCUAUUGAGGAGGAAUCUUCUAAAUCAUGGAAACAUGUUGAUUCUUCAUUCUGCUCGAUAAGUGAAUCAUUCUCGAUGAUUAGUGCUGAUCGACAGAACUCAGAAUCUUAUGCAACGGCAUUAGAAGACAUAAAAGAAUCUUUAAAUGGAGAAUCAAAAGAAACAGCACAAAGUUUACCACUUACUGCAAAGAGCAAUUUGAACAAAGAAGGAGUUGUACAAGUAAAUGGUCCAGAUAGGCCUGAGAACUGUAAUCCAAGUAAGAAAGUAAUGAAUUCCCGAUUAGUAGCGAAGCACUGGCCACAUAAAACUAUGCUCUCGUCAAAAUACAGACCUUUGAAGUUACAACGGUCGACCCCAUUGCCAGCUGACGAACAAUGCAAAAUUGAAAGUAAAUGUGCGGGAAUUGUUAGAGCUAAGCCUUAG
Molecule: messenger RNA, 1653 nt
Organism: Thelazia callipaeda (thelaziosis nematode)
Lineage: Eukaryota; Metazoa; Nematoda; Chromadorea; Rhabditida; Thelaziidae
Source: the annotation of a GenBank genome assembly